Molecule: messenger RNA, 4243 nt
Organism: Argiope bruennichi
Lineage: Eukaryota; Metazoa; Arthropoda; Arachnida; Araneae; Araneidae
Gene: Pkn
Product: serine/threonine-protein kinase N-like
Exons: 21
Coding region: 143-3175 (1010 amino acids)
Biological process (GO): protein phosphorylation; signal transduction
Molecular function (GO): small GTPase binding; ATP binding; protein serine/threonine kinase activity
Source: RefSeq, a predicted model, not a curated record
CAGUCGUUUACUGCUGUUUUGAUAUGCCGUAAAUUCUGGAUAGGGUAUCAAACAUGUAGUGUUCGUUUUAUGUUUCAUUUAAGUUACAAUCUGGAGAAUUUUCUUUUGUUUUGGUCAUUUAAUUUUCCUCCUUUUCAUAGAAAUGAAUCGAAGCCAAUCAACAAAUUGUGAUUUUGCUUCCAAAUAUGGUUUGCAACACAAUGUAUCUGAUGCAAGUUUACCUCCUAAAUUAGAAGAUAUUAAAAAACAGCUUAAAGAAGAGAUACGCAAGGAACUGAAAAUUAAAGAAGGAGCUGAAAAUCUGAGGAAAGCUACAACUGAUAAAAAAUCAUUAUCUAAUAUUAAUUCUAUUGUCAAGAAAGCCAACAGUAAAUUACAUGAGCUUCAACAAGAAUUGCAGGACUUGAAUGCAUAUAUGUUAGUUUUUCAAGGUCAGAGUGGAGACAUUAAUUUUACAGAAAGUUGCGUGAUUUCUCCAGACAAAUAUGUACAAGAACAAGUUGAAAUUCCUUUAUCUGCAUCAGGACAGCGACUUAAAUCUCUUGAAAAACAGCUAAAUAUAGAAAUGAAGGUUAAAAAUGGAGCUGAAAAUAUGCUUCAGAUGUACAGCUCUGGUUCUUCUAAAGACAAAAAAUUAUCUGCUGAAGCUCAACAAAUGUUAGCAGAUUCUAAAGCAAAAAUUGAGUAUAUUCGGAUGAUGAUUAAUAAAGUGAAACAUGACAAAGAAAAUAAUGUUGAUGGAACUCCAGCUGGGAAUGAAGGUGCAGCAAAACUGCCUGAAAUUAUGUCACCUUUAGAGCUGCGAAUAGAAGAAUUGCGGCAUCGACUAAAAGUUGAAUGUGCUGUUGUUGAAGGUGCUAAGAAUGUGAUUCGUUUACUACAAAGCUCAAAGAUCACUGACCGAAAAGCUCUACAAGAGGCACAGAAUAAUUUGUCUGAGUCAAGCCAGAAAUUAGACUUAAUUCGUCGUUCAAUGGAAAUAAGAAAGCUGGAAUUGCCACCAGAAUCACCAAAAUUAGAGGUGUUAAAAAGUGAAUUAGAAAGUAGUCAAGCAACCAGUCCUGUAUUAUAUCCGUCCACUAUUCACCCCCAUGGUACCCGAGAUACGUCUAUGCAGCUGUACAGUACUUCGCUCUCUAAACCAGCAACUGUAACUGGUAAACUUGAAGUCAGACUUAUGGGUUGUCAAGAUUUAUUAGAAGAUGUUCCUGGUCGUAUACCUAGAAGGGAUCAAGGCCCUCAUUCUAGCCCUGCAGAUUUGCGAAGUUUUGUUCGUGCAACAGGAAAGGGUUUAACAGGGCGAGGAUCCUCAAAAUCAUAUAGUAUAAAGGAAGAAACAUCUAAUGAUAUAAUGGCUGUUCUAAAACUUGAUAAUUGUACAGUUGCUCAAACUACGUGGAAACCAUGCAGCCAGCAGGCAUGGGAUCAGCGAUUCAGCAUUGAUUUGGACAGGUCUCGGGAAUUAGAAAUACAAGUUUAUUGGAGAGAUUGGCGAUCAAUGUGUGCAGUGAAAUUCCUCAGGUUGGAAGAAUUUAUUGAUGACAACCGCCAUGGCAUAGCUCUUCAUCUGGAACCUCAAGGGCUUUUAUUUGCUGAAGUCAAAUUCUUAAACCCUAUGAUAUCAAGAAGACCUAAGCUUCAACGACAGAGAAAACUCUUUAAGCAUAAAGGUAAAAAUUUCUUGAGGCCAGGGCAGAUGAAUAUUAAUGUGGCUACUUGGGGUCGUUUAAUGAAAAGAGCCAUGCCUCAGGCUUGUUCUGAGCAACCCUCAACAAUAAGUCCUCCAACUUGUCUAAUGACACCAGCUUCAAAUAAAACCCGUCCAUUAGAUAGUAUAGUAACUAAAUUGGAUUUUGAAGCAAAUCUCUCAGAAGAUCAAACAGACAAGACUGGAGAUCGUAGACUUUCAACUGAUCAAGGAUCAGCUAUUUUGGAGUUAGAUAUCAAAACUGCAUUGGGUGAAUUUGACUUCUUAGGACCCGACAAUGAUUUUGAACGAUACACCCACAAUUCUCACAUAAAAGAAUGCCUAUCUGAAAGUGAUUUAAUUGUAAACAACAGGAUUCGUCAUUCUCCCACUCCAGAACCCUUGGUAGAAAUGCCAGAAGAACCAGAACAAGUAAUUACAAGGCUUCCUCCCAUACUUCAUGAAGCAGAAAGUGUGAAAGUUGGGCUAUCAUUAGAAAACUUCAAAUUUAUUAGUCUUUUGGGUAGAGGCCAUUUUGGAAAGGUUAUCCUUAGCAAGUUCAAAAACACUGAUGAAUAUUUUGCUAUAAAAGCAUUAAAGAAAGGUGAUAUCAUUGCAAGAGAAGAAAUUGAAAGUUUAAUGGCUGAGCGAAGAAUUUUUAAGAUUGCCAAUUCUGUUCGUCAUCCAUUUUUAGUGAAUCUCUUUGCUUGUUUCCAAACACCAACUCAUGUUUGUUUUGUAAUGGAAUAUGCUUGUGGAGGCGAUUUAAUGAUGCACAUUCACACAGAUAUAUUUCCAGAGCCUCGGGCUGUAUUUUAUGCUGCUUGUGUUGUGUUAGGUUUACAAUUCUUACAUGAAAACAAAAUUAUUUAUAGGGAUCUGAAGUUAGAUAAUCUUCUGUUGGAUGCAGAAGGUUAUGUCAAAAUUGCAGAUUUUGGUCUAUGUAAGGAAGGAAUGGGUUAUGGAGAUAGAACUGGAACUUUCUGUGGUACACCAGAAUUUUUAGCACCUGAAGUGCUAACAGAAACAUCUUAUACUAGAGCUGUAGAUUGGUGGGGCUUGGGGGUUCUUAUUUAUGAAAUGAUGGUUGGUGAGUCUCCUUUCCCUGGUGAUGAUGAAGAGGAAGUAUUUGACAGCAUAGUGAAUGAUGAAGUUCGAUAUCCUACAUUUUUAUCUCUCGAGUCUAUUGCAAUCAUGCGAAGGCUUUUGAGAAAAAACCCAGAACGACGUCUAGGUGCAAGUGAGAGAGAUGCUGAAGAUGUAAAGAAGCAGGCAUUCUUUAGGAAUAUUCAUUGGGAUGACCUAUUAAUGAGGAAGAUAAAACCUCCUUUUGUUCCCACUGUGAAAAGUGCUGAGGAUGUCAGCAAUUUCGAUGAAGAAUUCACAUCUGAACGACCCAUCCUCACACCUCCAAAAGAUCCUCGCCCUCUCACGAAAGAUGACCAAAUGGCUUUCCGUGAUUUUGAAUACAUGGCUGAUUGGUGCUGAUUUUAGGGUUGGCUCACUUUGUAUCAUUACAGCACUCACUCACUCAAUUAUUUUUGCCUUGUAUAUGUACGUACUCCGUCCUCAAAUAUUGAGGGCAGUGAAUCUAGGAAUUCCCGGUGCUGCGGAGAACCAGCAGCUACAAGUGUUCAGCUCAGGCUAUUACCCCUUCAAAAGAUGCAAUUCUGUGCUGAAUUCCAAGUAUCAUUGCCUUAUGUUAUGUGUCUAGCCCAUACUGAUGUGUCAAGCUGUGAAGGAAUCUUGUGAUAUCACUAAGCCUUGAUAUCAUACAAAGCUGAGACUGUGCCAAAAGCCAUAGAAGUUAAUGCCUUCUAGCUUUGCUGUAUGUGUUAGUCUUAUGUGUGUGCCUAACUGAAACCUCUCAUCUGCAUUUUUUUAUAUAAUUUUAUACUAGGUAUAAUGUUAAAGCGCUCUAUGACACAACAGUUAUCUAUUUUUUGGAAAAAAAGGAAGUCUGUUUAUUUGUGUAAUGUGCUCAAUUCUGUAUUUGGGCUUAUAUUGAAAAAUAUCCUCUGGAGUGAAAUACAAAAAUAGUCUAAAAUUUGUAAUUCUAUUAAAUGACUGAAAAUUCCGUCCUCAGUAACAUCUUGUCAUCAGAAGUAUGAAAUUGUUACUAUAUAUCUGUUGCAACCACUGAUCUCUAUUUUACUUAAAAAAGUGUUGUAUUCUUUUUUCGAAAUGCUAUUUACAUUACAUUGUAACAAAUACAAAUGUAUAUAGUAGCUACAAGAACUUUGUAGAUGUGUGUCCUGUAUGUCUAUGUAUCUGAUUUUAUUUUUAAAUAAUCUGGUCUUUACAUAAAUUAUUGUUCUACAAAUGUAAAUUUAUGGUUUAUUUCUGUUAUGGUUUUAUAUUCUUUCAAUUGUUUUGAUUUUAAGAGAAUUCUAAAAUUAAAUAUCCCAGAAAAACUGUUCUGUGAUUUUUAAAUUUUAAAAAUACAUAGGAAUUCAUUUUAUAGAAAUUGGAUCAUUUUAGCAGUCUGUUGCAAUAAUUUUUGGUAUUUACUAAAGUACUAUUUUAAAUUGAAUAAUUUAAAUUAUACUUUUAUGU